AUGACACCUGAUAUAUUCGAGUAUUUGUUAUCAAAGGUGGGACCUAUAAUAACAAAAAUGAAAACAAAUUUCAGAGAUCCUAUCCCAGCAGCUGCAAGAUUAGCAAUGACUAUUCGUUAUUUAGCAAGUGGAGAUGGACUUCAGAGCAUUGCACUAAGUUACCGAACUGGAAGAAGCACAACAUCACGUAUUAUAAAAGAAACCUGUGAGGCUAUAUGGAAUGUUCUACACGUAGAAGAAUUAUUUACACCAACACAGGACGGAUGGCGAGAAAUUGCUCACGAGUUUGAAGAAAAAUGGAACUUUCCUCACUGCGUUGGAGCUUUGGACGGAAAGCAUGUUGCUGUAAUUUGUCCUGAGAAAGCAGGAAGUUCAUUUUAUAAUUAUAAAGGAUUUCAUAGCAUAGUUUUAAUGGCACUCGUAAGUGCCACAUAUAAAUUUUUAAUAGUAGAUAUUGGUGCUCAAGGCAGACACAGCGACGGAGGAAUAUUUAAAAAUUCUGCAAUGGGGCAAAGAUUUUACAGUAAUAAUAUGGACUUACCUGAUUCCUCCAAUAUUACUACCAGACAUACAACUCCAUAUGUUAUAGUAGCUGAUGAAGCCUUUCAACUGAAUUCAUUCACAAUGCGACCAUAUCCUUCAAAGAAUUUAACAAAACAACAAAGAAUUUUUAAUUAUAGAUUAAGCAGAGCUCGACGAGUUGUGGAGAACGCAUUUGGUAUACUAACAAGUCGAUGGCGUAUUUAUCAUAAACCAUUGAAUACGAGUCUUGAAACGGCUGAUGCAAUUGUUAAAGCAACG
Vollenhovia emeryi is the source of this 801-nucleotide messenger RNA. RefSeq lists its product as uncharacterized. Lineage: Eukaryota; Metazoa; Arthropoda; Insecta; Hymenoptera; Formicidae. The annotation marks the transcript as partial. The record is from RefSeq and is a predicted model, not a curated record. The transcript has 3 exons.